This is a messenger RNA of Lethenteron reissneri (Far Eastern brook lamprey), 4395 nucleotides long. Its product is annotated as toll-like receptor 2. The record is from RefSeq and is a predicted model, not a curated record. Gene Ontology annotation, biological process: inflammatory response; immune response; toll-like receptor signaling pathway. NCBI's taxonomy places the organism in Eukaryota, Metazoa, Chordata, Hyperoartia, Petromyzontiformes, Petromyzontidae. Gene Ontology annotation, molecular function: transmembrane signaling receptor activity; protein binding. Gene Ontology annotation, cellular component: plasma membrane.
CAGAAAAUGACAAAAGCCAGAGAGAAACUGGAGGAAUGGUUGUCAGCACCAGAUACGUUCCUUCUAAUUAUUCAUUAUUGCCUUAGAUAAUAAACAGUCUUUUUUAAUAUGUAUAUUGCUCUUUCCUGUAAACAGUUCAUAAAAAAACCCAUCAAAUAUACAUUUUAAAAAUAUAUACUUUUUUUGUUAUUUAUCAAUUAUGUGUUCAAUAUAUAGAUGUUUUAUUUCAAUAUUCCAUCUCUAGUCUGAGUUUGGGGUUUCCUGUUCCAGACCAAAUAUGACCUUUGGACAGAUGUCCGAGCAAGUAGAGUGAGAAACACAGCUCUUAAAUCGUCAGAUCCCGGAUCCCUGGUUUACGCCCAGGAUGCGUGACUGAAAAGCAGCACGUAAAUCGAAAGUACUUACAGAAAAUCGCUGCUCUCUAAAAGUACUUGCCCAAGAAGUCUAUAAUGGCUACACGGGAGAUCAUUGUCGUUGUGUGUGUGUGCGUACACACGCGCGAGUGCGAGUCUCAUUACGCCCCUUCCAACAAGCCAGCCAGCAUCAGGACUCAAGUGUUGGGCAGGAGGCUGGAGGAGCGCAAUGGAGAUGAGCGUGGCUUUGCUGGUGACGAUCAUCUUGAUGACGCGAGCUGCCUGGGGCCAUGGAGCGCCCAUCUCAAGUGGCUGCUUAAUAAGGGAAGACAAAGCCGACUGCUCACGCCUGGGCCUGCACUAUAUGCCUAAAGACCUCCCAGUCACCAUAGCCUCUCUGGACAUGUCCUAUAACCAGAUCUCUAGCAUUCAGAGAGAGCACCUGUCUGCACUUUCACGGCUAAAAACUCUCAAUGUGGCCUUCAACCAAAUAUCAAGUAUUGACCCCUUGGCUUUCUCACAUAACUCUGCGUUACAAGACAUUGACCUGAGUAAUAACAGAUUACCAGGAGCAUGGGAUGACUCCUUUGCUGUUCUCAAGUUUGUAAGGUCUCUGGACGUCAGAAACAACUCCUACAUUUCUUUCAAUAUUCCAGGUUCCUUCACAUCUCUCAAGGCUCUGCAUCAUCUGAAGGUUGGGGGCCUGAAUGUCACUGAAAUUCACCAAAAUGUCAGCGAGACAAUGGAACUGGAACAUCUCUCCAUUGUGACUGGAGACCUGACCAUCUACACUCCAGGCUCCCUGUCGGCAUUCCGUAGCCUACAGAGUGUGACUCUGGCCUUGACCUUGCGCACAAAUAUUGCCCUGCUCACUGACAUCAUAUGUGAUGUCUCCUGUAACAGUGUGGAGCUACAGGUGCAGUUUGUUGAUUUUCGUGGGUACAGACAAAAUGUCGACAUUUUCAAAUGCAUUUCAAACCCUGGCACAAUUGAAGUUUUCAACAUUUCGCAUUCACAACUCACAGACAAUACGAUCACUGGCAUGCUCAAUAAUAUUAUGAAGUCGCAAAGAAUUAUCUCUUUUAAUCUGCAACAAAUUGGGUUUGAUGGUAUUGGUGAUUGGCAGGUGCCACUCUUACCAAUUCCCGUCAUAUCUUUACAAAGUUUCUUGGUCGAUGGGAUAGCCAACCCAAACUUCUUUGGCUUUUCCACCAUGAAAAACUUACAUUUUUUUCUAUUCUAUCUGAAAUAUUUGACCAUAAGAAAUUCUAACCUUUUUUACAUGCCUUGUCAGAUUACUUUCCUCUGUCAAAACCUACAUUUUCUCGAUUUAUCGAAUAAUUUACUCACGGAAAAUACUGCAUUUCCCCAGUGUGAAUAUAUUCAGUUAAACAAUCUCAACACACUCCGUCUGCAUAAAAAUUACAUGUCUUCCUUGAGUGCGGUUGGUGCUAUGGUGAAAAAUCUAACUGCUCUCACGCUGUUGGAUAUAUCUGCAAAUCAGAUUUACAGUGAUCAAAAGUCUGGAUGCAUAUGGCCCAUUAAUCUCCAAGUCCUCAAUGCUUCCUCGAAUUUUCUCACAGACGAGACAUUUGACUGCCUGCCGACGUCACUUUAUUCAAUCGAUGUCAGCAACAAUAGGAUCCAAAAAGUCAGCGAGAGAUUGUUGGAAUUCAAACAUCUGCACGAACUGUACUUAAGUAAGAAUAAACUCAACUUUUUUCCAGUAGAGCUAGCCCAUGGUAUCCCAUCCCUGAAAGUUCUGACACUUGCCAACAAUACACUACUGGGUAUGAAACUAACUGACCUAGACAGUCUGGGUAAUCUCACCCUGCUGGACAUGAGGGGAAACCCAUUCUAUUGCACGUGCAACAUCCUCCACUUUGUCACCUUCUGUGAGAAUUCCUCACCAUUGCGCAUUGAAGGAUGGCCAGCUGACUACCAAUGCUCAAAUCCAGAGAAAGAAGUUGGUAAACAGCUGUCCUCAGUCUCCUUCCCCAUACUCUACUGUGACACAACACUGAAGAUCGUGAUAGCUUGUGUUACCACAUUCGUGUGCACUGCUCUCCUGGUCGGGCUCUGCUGGUACCUGGAUGCGCUUUGGUAUCUGCGCAUGACGUGGGUCUGGCUCCAAGCUAAACGGCGGAGUUUCCUCUCAGACCCAGACGGAAAUGCAGCCUACGAUGCGUUUGUGUCGUACAGCCAGCACGAUGCAGUCUGGGUAAUGGAGAAGCUUAUGCCUGAGCUAGAGUCGCACUCAGUACCACCGUUCCGACUCUGCGUGCACGAGCGAGACUUUGUCCCCGGACGUUUUAUCAUGGACAACAUCAUUGACUGCAUCGAGCAGAGCCGCAAGACUCUCUUUGUCAUCUCACGGAGUUUCGUGGAGAGUGAGUGGUGCCACUACGAGCUGUACUUUGCGCAGCAGCGUCUAAUGGAGAGCCGAGACGAUGCUUUGGUGCUCGUGCUGUUGGAGCCCAUCCCACGCGACUCAGUGCCCAGCCGCUUCUGCCGGCUGCGUCGCCUCAUGGGGCGCAAGACCUACCUGGAGUGGCCUGCGGAGCAAGGCAAGCAGGUCCUCUUCUGGGCAAACCUGCGAGCCACGCUUGGCAAAGUUAAAAACUGACAACCGCGCCAAAUUUGAGAUGCUCAACCUACAACGGCAACCAUUGUGAGGCCCAUACAUCCGUGUGAUAGCUAUGUGAAACACCAUUGCAGGCAUUCCUCAAUUUACCAACUCCCGAUUUACGAAUUUUUACUUUCACGAAAUUUGAAUUUCGCGACAUAAACAAGAGGCUUCUAGUUGGCCGCUCUGCAUCAGUGUACUCCCGAGAUCACCAGUUCUCCUCUUCCCAGUCUGUAUAAUGUUUGUUUGCGUGCGCUCCGUGGGUCCAAAUCUAUUGUGUUAUUUGCCAUUUACUUCAAGCAACCUUCAAUAUGAGUAGCAAGCAUAAAUCAACAUCACCAGCUCUUACUCCAGAAAAUAAAUCUAGGCAAGCUAUAAGCCUGGUAACAAAGCUGAACAUUGUUCAAAGACACAAGAAAUGAGAAUGCUUGGUUGACAUUGCACGUUCCCUCACCUUUAUUAUUGUAAUCUUGCGAUAGAAUGCAUCCUUAAUUUUAACCUUUAAAAUAAUGUGGAGUUAUUUCGAUUUACGCACUGUUCUUCAGAAACGCAUCCUGUUUGUAAAUCGAGGAAUGCCAUUAUAUUAUGAUGAUAGGAAAUGUAACCUACAAUGAAAAUAACACCAGGGGACGUUAAUUCGGAUCUGGUUCUCGCCACUGGGCCCUGUUCCGCCACUGAAGCAGCAGUCACACUCCUGAUUCACUCUUAAUCCUUUGUCAGCUCAUCAAGACCAAUCUAGUUUCUUUCGGUUGUCAUCCCUUGUGCUGAUAUUUUAGCCAUGCCCAAGUCUCUUCAGGUAGACCCUCCUGCGUGUGUGUCUUUGGUUGAACAUGUGUUUUUUUUUAGAGAUUCCACAUGUAUACAGGAAGACCAGGAUAGUCUCAGGCUCUACCUAAAAUAAACCUCACCACAGACGUUUAGACUGAGGGCAUCACUAAGACCCAGAUUGGGAGCGCGGUAGCUCCAACCUCGUCUCCUACCACUACCUUGGAGGAGUACCGUAUAAUUUACUCAUGAGUACAGUGCAUCAUAGUUACUGAUGUUAUUGUAAUUAAUUAUUUUUAUUUAUCAAAUAAUGUUUACGAUAUGUAUUAUUAUUCACGCUAUUACCGAUACCCCAAUGAAGGCCUCAUAUUUCUUAUAUGACAAUGGUAUAACGGCCCCUUUUAGCGGUGAUUCAAUGAGCGCUCACUUCUCCAGGAACACGUCUUGAGCACUAAAUGAGGUCUGCCUGUAUUGACUUUGCCAGUUUGUUUCCUUCCUUAAUACCUUAAUACAUGCCCUGCCCACUUCAUCCUUAUUUUCCUAAUCAACCAAUCUUAUUUUUGAAUCUUUCACGAGAUGAUCACUCCGAAGCAGUGCUUUACAGACAUUGUUUAUUAAAAAAAACUAAAGUAGUCAAAUAUAAUUUAAAAA